Molecule: messenger RNA, 1300 nt
Organism: Melitaea cinxia (Glanville fritillary)
Lineage: Eukaryota; Metazoa; Arthropoda; Insecta; Lepidoptera; Nymphalidae
Gene: Scp2
Product: calexcitin-1
Exons: 5
Coding region: 14-568 (184 amino acids)
Molecular function (GO): calcium ion binding
Source: RefSeq, a predicted model, not a curated record
CAGAUAAAAAAUAAUGUCUAUCUCAGCGUUUAGAAGGAAAAAGCUUUUGUAUGUCUUCAAUGUAUUCUUUGACGUCAAUCAAAGUGGCACCAUCGAAAGGAAAGACUUCGAACUAGCUAUAGAGAAAAUCUGCAGUCUCCGAGGCUGGAAGCCAGGUGACCCGAAGAACACCGAAACACACGAGAUCAUGAUCAAGAUCUGGGAAGGUCUGAGGAAGAAGGCGGACUCCAAUAAGGAUGGACAGGUAUCAGUUGAAGAAUGGGUGUCGAUGUGGAACGAUUACGCCCAGAACCCGUCAGCUGCUUUGAAAUGGCAGCAGUUGUACUGCCAGUUCAUGUUCCAGCUGGAGGACGCUAGCGCUGAUGGUACCAUCGAUAGCGAUGAGUUCACCACCGUCUGCUCUUCCUAUGGCAUCGAUCCUCAAGAGUGCAAAGUGGCUUUUAGUAAAAUGGCUAAGGGCAAGGCAAGUGUCUCCUGGGAAGAAUUUCAGGAACUGUGGAAGGAGUAUUUCUCCACUGAGGAUCCAAAUGCGGCUGGUAACUACAUAUUUGGAAGAACCAGCUUCUAAAUAACAUCGAUUUGACAUUUCGACCCAAAACUUUAAAGGGCGAAGUACAUUCCAUCAAUACAUGAAACUAGACUUCCAGGUUUAACACACGGAACGAAAAAAACGGUGCGAUAUUACCAAACGCAAAUUACUGUGACAAAUCAGAUUACACGUGUGAUAGACCUCACGUCAGUGUCAUAUUAACGUAAUUUUGAGUGUGUGUUCAGAAUAUAAUAGUAAUUUUCUCAUUAUAUAGAAUCAUUAAUAUUCAAGUUCCAUAUUGAAGCUCAAAGUUUAGUCAUUUUCAACUCUUAGAUUGUAUGCUAUGAAACCUUUUCACUAUCGACUUUCUUAUAGCAUAUCUUGUAGUCAUAUCUAGGUAUAAUUAAAUGUUAUUAAAUAUUGUGUUUUUAAUUAUAUUUAAUGUUUCAACUUUAGCGUAACGCCGUUUAUUCGUUUUAAAUAUAUACUUAAAAUAUUAAUCGUUUUGCGUCAAAUUAGAAGCACUGCCGUCUGCCGCUGCGUUUCGGACCACUUGUAUGAAUCGAUCUUACAAUUUAGUCGUUUAAACUUUAAUAAUUUCAAAGUUUUAUUACAAAUAUUUAUAUUAACGUUAAUGAUAUAUCGUUACAAACGAAUAUUCUAUGAUAUUUUAGUUGAUUAUUCCUAAUUUAUCAAACUCUUAAUAAUUGUUGUAACGGGUUUUAUGUAUGUAUAUAUUAUAAUGGAAUAAAGUUUACGUCAUACUACUAA